Egretta garzetta (little egret) is the source of this 1278-nucleotide messenger RNA. It is a transcript of the gene CDK15, whose product is annotated as cyclin dependent kinase 15. NCBI's taxonomy places the organism in Eukaryota, Metazoa, Chordata, Aves, Pelecaniformes, Ardeidae. The transcript has 15 exons. Gene Ontology annotation, biological process: protein phosphorylation. Gene Ontology annotation, molecular function: cyclin binding; cyclin-dependent protein serine/threonine kinase activity; ATP binding. Gene Ontology annotation, cellular component: nucleus; cytosol; cytoplasm. The record is from RefSeq and is a predicted model, not a curated record.
AUGGGAGACAUGUUGUGUGUAAGUGCUGUCAGACCAGGACACUGCAGGUGCUCUUCAGAGAGAAGGGGCUCCCAACAUAUCCAAGGCCUUCUGCACACAGAAGGAGCAUCUACAGCAGAGCUGUCGGAUUUAACCACAGCACCCCUUCCUCUACCCUCACUGCAGCCCCUGCGGCUCCACACCCUCCAAAGUUGGAGGUGCAGGAUGCAGAGGCCUUGGAGUUACCCUGAUCCUUUCCAGGAGCAGGAUGUUGUGGAGAGGUUCAGACGUCAGAGAAAAGGCUUCCCGUUUGGAGCUGCCACAUCCUAUGUACAUCUAGAGAAGCUGUGUGAAGGAUCCUGUGCAACUGUGUACAAGGGGAGCAGCGGGAUCAACGGCCAGUUGGUGCAACUGAAAGUGAUCAGGUUGGAAGCUUCUCUUCUCAAGCAUUUGAAACCUGCCAACAUUGUACCACUUCAUGACGUUAUCCAGACCAAGGAGACAUUAACAUUUGUGUUUGAGUACAUGCACACCCUUUUCUCCUCUUAUUUAGCACACAGAUCAACCCCGCAUCCUGGAAGACUUCAUUGAUGCAAUGUUAUGCUCUUCAUGUUUUUGCGUGGCCUGGCUUACAUCCACCAACAACACAUUCUUCACCGUGAUCUGAAACCCCAGAACUUGCUCAUCAGUUGCCUUGGUGAGCUCAAAUUAGGUGACUUUGGCCUUGCUUGUCCCAAGUCCAUCCCCAGAGAGACAUACUCCUCUGAAGUGGUCACGCUCUGGUACCAUCCUCCUGACGUGUUGCUUGAAGCUACGGAUUAUUCUUCUGAUCUAGGUAUCUGGAGUGCAGGCUGUAUAUUUGUUGAAAUGAUCCAGGGCCAGCCAAUAUUUGCAGGAACUUCUGGUACUUGUGAAGAGCUGACGAAGAUCUGGGCAGUAUUGGGGGUCCCAACCGAGGACACCUGGCUAGGACUUUCCAAGCUCCCUAACUAUAACCCAGAACUGGUUGCUUCCAGGAGACCUCAGAGACUCCGAGUCAUCUGUGACAGAAUUCACAGGGUGCCAGCAGCAGAGGAUUUGGCCUCCAGGAUGCUUACAGCCUUCCCUUGAGGCCGGAUCUCUGCGCAAGAUGCGCUUCUUCAGGGCUUCUUCAGCCCUUUGCCUCCUCAGCUCUAACAUGUUCCUGCUGGAUAAUCAGUGCUCACAGUUCCAGGAGUAAGACUGCAACCUGAAAUCUGUGACCUGUUUGCUUCUUACCAAAAAGGCCAUUUCUCAGGAGGUUCAAGCAAGUUUUGGUAG